Messenger RNA from Amphimedon queenslandica, 636 nucleotides. Its product is annotated as histone H3-like. Gene Ontology annotation, cellular component: nucleosome. Gene Ontology annotation, molecular function: structural constituent of chromatin; protein heterodimerization activity; DNA binding. Lineage: Eukaryota; Metazoa; Porifera; Demospongiae; Haplosclerida; Niphatidae. The coding region runs from base 76 to 486 and encodes 136 amino acids. The transcript has a single exon. The record is from RefSeq and is a predicted model, not a curated record.
CAACAAGAAGAAACUCAGUGUCCAUAGAAUCUAGCGCACCUCCUCCAACUCAUCCUCUCUCAAGAAAAAGAAGCAAUGGCCCGUACAAAGCAAACUGCUCGUAAAUCCACUGGUGGAAAGGCUCCAAGGAAACAGCUAGCCACCAAAGCUGCUCGUAAGAGUGCCCCAGCUACUGGAGGAGUCAAGAAGCCUCAUCGUUACCGUCCUGGUACCGUAGCUCUCCGUGAGAUCCGUCGCUACCAGAAGUCGACUGAGCUCCUCAUCAGGAAGCUUCCCUUCCAGAGGCUGGUCCGUGAGAUUGCUCAGGACUUUAAGACUGACCUCAGGUUCCAGAGCUCUGCUGUUGCUGCUCUUCAGGAGGCCAGUGAGGCUUACCUUGUCGGUCUCUUUGAGGACACCAACUUGUGUGCUAUCCAUGCCAAGAGAGUGACCAUCAUGCCCAAGGACAUUCAGCUAGCUCGCCGCAUCCGUGGAGAGAGAGCCUAAACAGGGCAACCAUCCAUUGAACUUUAUUCAACCGGCUCUUUUCAGAGCCACCCAUCUCUAACAAGAGAUUCUCAUCUGAUUCCAUCUUGUGAUGUUUAUUGAUUAUGUUUAUGAUUAUAUUUUAUUUUAACACACCAAAAAGUCAAAAAA